CACCGCCUCGUCGACACCGCAAUCCUCUGUUCUCUGCGAUUCAGAUUCUUCUUCAAUCUUCAUCUUACUCUCAUCAUCAUCUUCUACUUGUUUUGACUGUGCGCUGCGCUGACCGCUCGGCAUGGCGAGCUUCCAGACCCUCCUGAUCACCUACCUCCUCGGCGGAAUCACUUUCAUCCCUCUUGUGCUCUGCGCCGUGGUUUACUACAUCUACACCACCCUUCCCGAGGUAGACAAGGACGGCAACAUCAUCCAGCGCGCGCCUGCCGCGGAGGAUGCUGCGGCAGAAAAACCCACGACACGCACACCGUCCUCGUUCCCCGGCACUGAUCCGCUCGCCGCCGCGCCGCCCAACAGCAGCGGCGAAUCCGACGCCGACCGCGAGCGAAGAGAGGCAGAGGCGCUGCUCAAGUCGCUCGAGACGCAGCCUGAUAUUGGCGUGGACGCGUACAUGACCGGCUGGCUGACUGUGUCGCGCGAGUUUUCGUUUCAGCGCGUGACGGACUCGUCGCACGACAAGCACUCGUCCUCCUCGUCGUCGUCGGGCUCGUCGAUAAACGAGACGGCGUAUACGUCGAUUUAUAAGCAUUUGCUGGACCGCAAGACGCAGCAUGCGCAGGGCGCGCAGGCGCAGACGCCGUCGCCGGAUGGGAAGCCAAAGGUGAAGCCGAAGCGAAGGACUGCGAAUACCUUCUUUGCGAUCCUCAGACACGGCAAUCUCUUUCUCUACGACAGUCCCGAGCAGAUGAACGUCCAGCAAGUGAUUGUCCUCGCCAACCACACCGUCUCGAUCUGGCCGCCCAACAUCCCCGACGGCCAGCUCUUCAUCCGUCGGCACGCCAUCUGUCUCGCUCCGAUCCGCUCCAAAGCACUCGCCGCGGCCUCGCCCGUCGACGUCGAUCAUCCGCCCAAGAACGCUUAUUUCCUGUUUUCAGAAAAUUGUGCGGAAAAAGAGGAUUUCUACUUUGCCAUCCUGCGCGCGACCAAGCGCGCGAUCAAGGUCGCGCCGGAGAACAUCAGCGGAUCAAGAGGCGGGAGACACUUGCUUCCAAAGUACCCCGACGCCUUGAUCGACGCGCACCCGCUGAAAUUCAACCCCGAAGACAUCCAGAAACUGAUCAACACGAUCAACUCGGGCGAGGGCCACCAGGACACGAUGUGGCUCAACGCGCUUCUCGGGCGGAUGUUUCUGGCGCUCAAUCAGACGAGCGUGCUCGAGAACUUUGUAAAGACAAAGAUCGAUACAAAGCUGUCGCGCGUCAAGAGGCCGUCGUUUUUGGGUGAUAUCACGGUCACGAAGGUGCACUGUGGCACGUCGCCGCCUUAUCUUACCAAUAUCAAACUGAAGGAGUUUACUAAGGAGGGAUUGAUGACCGUAGCCGCCGACCUCAGCUACGAAGGCGAUCUAAAGCUCGAGAUUGCGACAAAAGCUACCUUGAACUUUGGCUCGCGUUUCAAAACACGAGAAGUCAGUUUACUACUGCUUGUCGCGUUUAAAAGUCUGCAGGGACGGAUUAAUUUCACGUUGAAGCCGCCGCCUUCGAAUCGGUUCUGGUACUGCUUCGAGACAAUGCCCAAGAUCAAUAUGGUGGUCGAGCCGGUGGUUAGUUCGCGGCAGAUCACGUAUAGUAUGGUUACUCGGGUGAUUGAGAACCGGAUUCUCGAGACUCUCCGAGACUCGCUGGUCGCGCCGUAUAUGGACGACCUUGCAUUCUACAACACAUCCCAAGAAUACUUCCGCGGCGGUAUCUGGGACCAUUCACUCCGCCAGGCCGAAGCGCAACAAGACCGUGCCGACGAAUCGUCCGCGCUUGCAGACGACCAUGACACCGUCGAGCUUGAUGCGCACUUCAACGCCUCCGCGCCACGGCACAACACCGAUAACUUUAGCAUUUCGUCGUCCAUCUCGCUCGAUUCGUCCGACAAAAACAGUCUCUACGACGAGCACUCGAACAUGUCCACUCCCGAGCUGCGGCAUCGGGUCAAGUCUGAGCUGAUUGGCGACUCGACGACGACAGCGGCCGCGGACGGGGAUGCGCAUGCUACCGUCGGACGCAGGAAGCGCGUGCCGAGCGUGUUUAACCCGUCUGCGCCGGCGAUCGUGGGGACGGACAAGAUGAAUAUAGUGGUAGUGGACGGGCAGGUCGUUAGCCAGAAGGACGCGAUGGUGUCGCAGUACACCUCAUCCUCGCCCUCGCACCGCUCGUCCAGCAGAUCCAGCGCGCGCUCGUCCUUCUCAAGAACCGACAGCGACCGCGCGUCCGUGUUCAACCACACCCUCGGCGGCAGCAGCACGUCCAGCAGCAGCGAUAACCUCUCGAGCAUGUCGUCGACGAGCGACGACACGCAUUCUCUCGCUAGCGUUGACACCGAGCGGGGAACUCGGUCAGAAACGAGUUCAAUCCACUCGUUUGGCGGAGACGCGUCGCCGGGCGAGCGCGCGACGAUAUCAGAGUCGGUGAAGAAAUGGGGAAGCAAGUAUUUUGCGACUGCGAAGAAAAACGUCGCGGCGCGGAUGGCUGCGAACGCGAGCAGCGGCGGACUGACGAGCUCGAGUAACCCUACAAGUCUGCAGAAGGACCGGAUUCAAAAGAAGAUCAUCGAGUCGCGGUUCGCAAACUCGGACGGCGAGAUUUUGCUGAACGCGCCAAAACCGCAUACUUAUCCCCCCGACGCGACGAACGUGGUGCCGGACACCGGGCGCGAGGCGAGAGCGGCGCAGGCGGAGGAGUUUCUUGAAGGACCGUCGUCUGUGUUUGCGUCGGGUAGUCAGCAUGCGCAGCCGGUGCAGACCCGGCAGAGCUACGGGCCUACGAGCAUGCAGCUUCCCACCAAGAUCGCGCCGCAACGCGUUCCUGUGUCGAGCUCUCCGGCGUCUACUACCUCUGAAGGGCUGCCGAUACUACAGUCGAUCCAGCCGCCGCCAAUGUCACCCACUCGCCGCAAACUUCUAGAGCAGCAGCAGUCCUCGCCUUCCUCUGACCACGCAACCAGCCCUCUACAACACACCAUCGGCCUAGACACUUCCGACUCGCCUGCAGCACCCCCACCACCCCCCUCGAUCGCUAAAUACUCCUCCGCCCCGUCGCAGCCGAGACCGUAUACCGCGCCGGAACCGACGUCGCCCGUGGGCGGCGUGCAGAGGAAAGCGAUUCCAAGGAAACCGGUGCGGAAACCUGUAGGCGGGGGUAUUUCGAAUGCGGUGGCGGCCGCGGCAGCUGCCGCUGCUGCUGCCGAGGCGGGCGUGUCGAACGCUAGCACGGAGACGUUGACGCCGUCGUCUGGCGAGCAUGAAGACGCGUCGCCGUCGCCCGCUGAUGCAGACGCACACUCUGACCCACCCAAACCAUCGCCAGAACCCGAGCAACCCGCGGCGGUAACCAUUCCGCAGCCUCCAGCAGCGACAAAACACAUUGACCUUGACGCGCAGCAGUUCGACAUUGGUCCGUCGUCGUUUGCGGAUCUGGUGGAUGAGGGAAAUAGUCUCGGGUUGGGAUACGACUAUGCUGCCGGGGGCGGGGUGACGAUGUAUGCGGGCUCGUCGCCUACGUAUUCGUCGAGCGCGGGGAGUACCUCGUGGGGAGGAGAGCGGGGGCGGAGAGGCGCGGAUGAGGAGAGGGAGAGAGAGAGGGAGAGAGAGAGGGAGAGGGAAAGAGAGAGGGAGAGGGAGAGGAAGGAGGAGGAGGAGAGGGGAGCGCCUGCGAGUGUUGAGGAGACGGUGGCGGAUUUGAUGACGUUUGAUGAGGACGAGGGGCAGAGUGCUGCUGCAGGGAAUGUCGCUGAGAGCAGCACGGAGAGCAGCGCGGAGACGACUACUGAGAGCAGCGCGGGAAGUGAAGUGCCAUCGACGUCUACAUCUAGUACCGCCGAGGUGCUCGAGCAGACCGCCAUCAGCGCGCAAGAAGAUUCGCAUGCUGCUGCUGCUGCUGCUGAGGUGGAAGUCGAUACCGGCGGUACUCCUCCUCCUACUACUACUACUACUACUACUACUACUACUACUACUUCUACCACUCCUGACCCCGUUGAGGUUGCUGAAAACCAAAACGAGGAGAGUCAGGACGAAGCGGGAAAAGUGGCAGAGAAGGAGGGCGAGGAGUAGAGAAUGAAAAGUGCAAAGUAUAGAUAGAAAUAGCGAUAGUUUUUAAUGAUUUAUCUUUUACUGCCGCGUCGAGUGA
This is a messenger RNA of Myxozyma melibiosi, 4175 nucleotides long. RefSeq lists its product as uncharacterized. Gene Ontology annotation, cellular component: endoplasmic reticulum. The record is from RefSeq and is a predicted model, not a curated record. The transcript has 6 exons. NCBI's taxonomy places the organism in Eukaryota, Fungi, Ascomycota, Lipomycetes, Lipomycetales, Lipomycetaceae. Bases 122 to 4099 code for a protein of 1325 amino acids. Gene Ontology annotation, molecular function: lipid binding.